This is a messenger RNA of Capsicum annuum, 522 nucleotides long. RefSeq lists its product as uncharacterized. Lineage: Eukaryota; Viridiplantae; Streptophyta; Magnoliopsida; Solanales; Solanaceae. Bases 1 to 522 code for a protein of 173 amino acids. The record is from RefSeq and is a predicted model, not a curated record. The transcript is spliced from 4 exons.
AUGGUGGGGUGUGAAGAAAUUGUGUUAUUUGGUGGUGGGGGUGAUGAAGAAGAUAUGUUGGUUGGGGUGGGGUUGGAGUUCGGAGGAUUUGUCAAGGUGGAUCAGUUGAAGCCGCGAUCGGAGGGCUUCAAUCUAAUUGUCAAGGUCCUAAAUACUAAUGUGGUGAUUGACAAGAACCAAAACACCAGGCACCAGUCCCUACCGUCAUACAGGUAUUAUCAAGGGGAAAAGGUUGAAAUCGCUCGUGUAGCUGAGAGCCUUGUUGGAGAUGAAACCGGAACUAUCAUAUUUACUGCUCGUAAUGAACAAGUUGACUUGAUGGAGCCAGGUAGCAUCCUACUUCUUUAUGGUGCAAAAAUUCAACUGUAUCGAGGCUUCAUGAGGUUAGCUGUAGAGAAUUGGGCACAUAUCAAAAUCGUAGAACCCGUGGAAUUUGUUGUAGAUGAAGAUGAAGAUUGCAAUGUAUCUUGGGUUGGGUAUGAGAAGCUCGCUGCAUCAGCUGACUGCCGAAAAUGCUAUUAG